GCGUAUAAAAACUACACUCGGCCGAUGGAUCAGCAACAGUUGAUCGCCAGCGUCCACCCGGUGCAUACACAGCUACAAGAACCCCAAUCCGUCCCAGGAUCACACCGAGCUUAUCCCACGAUUCCAUCUCCGCAGAACUCCGUCACCAUUCUUGCCAUCUUCGCCGCCUCCCUGGCCUUCUGUGCCGCCGAUGUGUCUCACUUGUCGCGCAGCUAUCUGCCACCGUUGAGCGGCGGCUUCUCCUCCGGAUACUCAUCCUAUCCGUCGUACUCGAGCGGCUCCGGCUAUUACUCGGGCGGCGGCGGCUACGCCUCGCCGAUCAUCUCGUCCAGCUACAAGAACUACGCGGUGCCGCAGUACACCACCUAUGCCACGCCCUCGCGCGCCUACUUGCCGGCGAAUGCGGGCUACAGCGGCUACUCCGGCUACUCGGGUUACUCCGGCUACAAUGGCCUGGACACCAAGUACGGCAGUAAUGGUGGCUACGUCUACUAGGCGCACACAGUGGUGACGCGAAUCCAAUUUCUGGAAGGCCAACAGCAAUGGAGCCAGCAGACAACUAUAUUCCUCUAAUCUUUUUUCUCGGCUAAGCAAUUUUUUUUAAUGGCUACUAAAUAUUUUCGAAUGCUUAAUUACGAAUAACAAA
Molecule: messenger RNA, 646 nt
Organism: Drosophila erecta
Lineage: Eukaryota; Metazoa; Arthropoda; Insecta; Diptera; Drosophilidae
Product: prisilkin-39
Exons: 2
Coding region: 25-495 (156 amino acids)
Source: RefSeq, a predicted model, not a curated record